Messenger RNA from Zootoca vivipara (common lizard), 974 nucleotides. Its product is annotated as coagulation factor XIII B chain-like. The record is from RefSeq and is a predicted model, not a curated record. NCBI's taxonomy places the organism in Eukaryota, Metazoa, Chordata, Lepidosauria, Squamata, Lacertidae.
ACAGGGGGAGUUGAUCUCAGGCCUUGGACUCUUGUUUAGCCACCUCUGAGCAUUUCAGAACUAGACUGCGCACGGCAGAUCAAAUGAAAAUUGCCUGGCAUCCUGAGAUGAACUGGCUGAGGUGCAUAGUUCCGUUGCUUCUGUGGACAGUCUGUACUUCCCAAAAUGAUUGUUAAUGCUAAAUAUCAUUCCAGUGUGUGAAAAACCACCCGAAGUUGACUUUGGGGAGAUGGUAAGAGGUGAGAGAACUAUAUUUCGGGAACUUGAGAAUGCAAGAGUACAGUACAUGUGUAGCCCGGGAUAUGUAUUGGAGGGGCCCGAGUGGACAACAUGCGAUGGACAAACGUGGACAACACCACCAAAAUGUUUGGCACCCUGUAGUAUCACAAAAGAGCAGCUGGAUGCCAAACACCUGCUUCUGUUUGGUGGCCGAAGGCGUUCCCAUGUGAUUCAACACAAUGGGACAUUGAAAUUCCUGUGCAGGGAACGAUAUAUCCUCCGGCCUCCUUCAGUCAUGAAGUGUAAUGAUGGACACAUGGAUCUCCCAUUAUGCAUCUCAGUUUGUGGAGAACCACCUGAAGUGGACUUUGCAGAGACCAUAAGAAGUGUGAGAACCCAGUUUCAGGAAUUCGAGAGCAUAAGGGCACUUUACAAGUGCAACCCCGGUUAUGCGAUGGAAGGAUCCGGGUGGAUGAAAUGCAAUGGACAAAACUGGACAGAACCACCGAAGUGUCUGGCACCCUGCAGGAUCACAAAAAAACUGCUGGAUUCCAAACAACUGCUUCUGUCUGGAGGUCGGAGACAUUCACAUCUGGUUCAACACAAUCAUACCUUGGAAUUUCUGUGCAGGAAAGGGUAUAUCCUCUCAGCUCCUUCAGUCAGGAAGUGUCUCAAUGGGCACAUGGAUCUUCCAUCAUGUAUCUCAGGAUAAUGAUGAGCUCUUGACUCUCGAUGAUCCCUCCUGAAUUAUCUAA